GGUUUUGUGAAACAAAAAUUAUUAGACAUCAAAAUAAUAAAGUUUGAUCAAAGAACGAAACUUUUUUUGCUAUCUAUUCAAAACAAUAAUAUUAACAUCGCAUGUUUAACAUAAAGAAGAUUAUUAUUUUCCUAUUGAUGACUUUUAAAACUAAAUUUGAAAAUUUUUAAUCAAACAAAAACAAUUUUAGAAUAAAAAAUGGAAAACCUCGAAAACCUCGAGGAACAAAUGCAAGUGGAUAACAUUGAAAUUAAGGUCGAAGAGAAAAAAUCUAACUUCUCAUCGAUUAGUCCAUCAAAUGGGGCGAUUGUUCGUAGUGCUUCAGGAAAUGCAAAUGCAAAAGGUGACAUCAAGAAACUUGUGAUUAAAAACUUUAAAACAAAACCGACUCUACCCGAAAAUUAUCAAGAGAAAACAUGGGAAAAAUUGAAGGAAGCUGUAAUUGCCAUUCAAACUUCAAAGCCAAUUAUUUACUGCUUAGAGGAACUUUAUCAAGCAGUUGAAAACAUGUGUAGUCAUAAGAUGGACUCACAGCUCUAUGUAAAUCUUACUGGAUUAGCUGAAAAUCAUGUGAAAUCCAACAUCCGACCUUUCCUCGCUGAACGAAUCGAUAAACUGUUAUACCUGAAAAAGGUGAAUGAAUGUUGGCAAUCACAUUGCCAACAGAUGAUUAUGAUUCGAAGUAUUUUUCUAUAUUUGGAUCGUACCUACGUCUUACAAAACCCAACCGUUCAUUCAAUUUGGGAUUUGGGCUUGGAAUUAUUUCGGGAUCAUAUCGCUGUUAACAACACUGUCCAGUCAAGAACAGUUGAAGGGAUUCUAUUAUUGAUUGAAAAGGAAAGAAAUGGCGAAACUGUCGAUCGUACACUUCUAAAGAGUCUCUUGCGGAUGUUCUCCGACUUACAGAUCUAUAAAGAAGCGUUCGAGCAGAAGUUUUUAGUUGCAACAAAGCAUUUGUAUCAAGCAGAGGGUCAGAAGAAGAUGCAAGAAUUUGAUGUUUCAGAAUAUUUAAAACACGUUGAUAAACGAUUGACUGAAGAGAAUGAACGUCUCUUACAUUACUUGGAUCAAUGCACCAAACAUCAACUUAUUGUGACUGUUGAACGCCAACUUCUUGCCGAGCAUAUUCAAGGAAUUCUUCAGAAAGGACUCGACCAACUGCUUGAAGAAAAUCGAACAAAUGAUCUCAUGCUGCUGUACUCAUUAUUCAAUCGCGUUAAAAAUGGAACAGUCGAGUUAUGCUCAUCAUUUAAUGCUUAUAUAAAGAAGAAAGGGAAAACUUUUGUCAUCGAUCCAGAAAAAGACAAAACAAUGGUUCAAGAUCUUCUCGAUUUCAAAGACAAGAUGGAUAAUGUUGUGACAUUAUGUUUCGAACGAAAUGAAAAGUUUUCGAAUAGUUUAAGAGAAGCUUUCGAAUAUUUUAUUAAUCAACGUUCAAAUAAGCCAGCAGAAUUGAUAGCAAAAUAUGUUGACAUGAAAUUACGCGCUGGAAAUAAAGAAGCAACUGAAGAAGAACUUGAACAGAUCUUAGACAAAAUUAUGGUUCUCUUUCGUUUCAUUCAUGGAAAAGAUGUUUUUGAAGCUUUCUACAAAAAGGAUUUAGCAAAGCGAUUGCUUGUGGGUAAGUCAGCAAGUGUCGAUGCUGAAAAAAGUAUGUUGUCGAAAUUAAAGCAGGAAUGUGGCGGAGGAUUCACUUCAAAGCUUGAAGGAAUGUUCAAAGACAUGGAGCUGAGUAAAGAUAUAAACAUAGCAUUCAGACAAUACAUUGAUGCUGGUGUCACCUCGAAAGACAUAAUUUCAUUCAAUAACAUUGGCAUUGAUUUGACUGUAAGCAUUCUGACGAUGGGUUAUUGGCCAACUUACCCCGUAAUGGAAGUGAACAUGCCGCCGGAACUCGUUGAGUACCAAAAUGUUUUCACAAAAUUCUAUUUGAAUAAGCAUACUCGUGUGCUUACAAAGAUGCCAAAAAGUCGUGAGGUCGAAGAUAAAGAUAAAUUCAAAUUUAACAAUGAAUUCACUGCGAAGCUCUUUAGAAUUAAAAUUAAUUCCAUUCAAAUGAAAGAGACGAACGAAGAGCAGAAAGCGACUGAAGAAAGAGUUUAUCAAGAUCGACAAUACCAAAUUGAUGCAGCUGUUGUGAGGAUUAUGAAAAUGAGAAAAACUUUGAGUCACAAUUUAUUAAUCAGUGAACUUUACAAGCAACUUUCAUUUCCCGUCAAGUCCAAUGGAAGAAUUUCUUUUUACGGAGGCCCACCUUUGGUCCAUGGACAGUCGGAAGGUCCAUGGACAGACGGAAGGUCCAUGGACAGUCGGAAGGUCCAUGGACAGUCGGAAGGUCCAUGGACAGUCGGAAACUCCACACCGGCCGGACCGGCGGAUUUGAAGAAACGAAUUGAAUCAUUGAUUGAUCGUGAUUAUAUGGAACGCGACAAAGAUAAUCAAAAUCAGUACAAUUAUGUCGCUUAAACAUUUCUUUUUUACUUUUUUUGUCAUGAAGUUUUUAAGAUUUUUUUCCAUUAAACUCACUUCGUCCUUUUUGCUUUCAUUCACAUUGUUUUCUUUUGAUCAUAUAAGAUUAUAGAGAUUUUCAAUAGCAAACUGAAUAAACUUAAAUCGUUAGGAAAAAAUGGAGAGAAAGUAAAUAUGGGCAAAGAAAUAAAAAAAUGUGAAUGCAAUUUGGAUGAAGAAUAAAAAAAAAUUAAAUAAAAAUUGUUUCGAAACAAGAUAAAAUA
Messenger RNA from Clunio marinus, 2732 nucleotides. Lineage: Eukaryota; Metazoa; Arthropoda; Insecta; Diptera; Chironomidae. The record is from the annotation of a GenBank genome assembly.